AUGUCGAUAUCAUCCAUGCUCGGCUCCGAACCAGAAAGACCGUUGCACGACCCAUUCCACAAUCACAGCCAACCUGCGAGAACGCAGUCUGGGCCAUUUUCACAUCACGGGCCGUCCAUGUCACUCGGCUCGGUCAUGUCGCCUCCCCAGUACUCGGGCAAGACGACCACAACUGAAUAUGCGUAUAAACCGAGGUCAAAGACUCCUGACAGAGCUGCGGGACAGGCACUGGGGGUGAGAGCCCAACGGUCGAGUUCAGGGACCAUGACUCAGCGCCCUGGCCCCUUCUACGAACCGAACCCACGAUCACAGCCGCCCCAGCCGAAUACUUUCCACGAAUCGAAAUACACCCCUCCCUUCGGUCCUGUCACAGGACACAGAAACGAGUUCGGGGAUCGAGCUCGACGCACGAGUAUCGGUGGCAUUUUGCAGAGACCAGAGAGUCAACCUCAAGCAACCCACAUGUCCCCUUCGUUUCCUACGUCUCACCCACUCAGUCGACCGGAGAGCAUACCACCCUCGUUGGCGCCAGUUGACCGGCCGGCUCAGCAAUUGAUGCACGGACAAGAACCCCCUCGCCCGAAUGGCGGCACGAGUCACUAUGACACCCGCCCACCCGGCUUCUCAACCCUGUCUCGGGUCCCGCCGUCUGCGCCGCCACCGAUGUCGGCUCCCCUGGAACGCCCUCUGACCCAAUCUCUUUCCCCAGAGCUAAGACGACCUCAUCUGAAUGGCGGUGAAGGUCGACUAGCAGGAAUACUGAACCAACAAGGAGAUCCAAUCUUCGGCUCCCAGAACAUGAUGCGGCAAGACUCGAUUCAAUCACAAAGUGACCGAUCGGUCCUUGGCGAUCGCCUUCGUAACAAUCGAGCUUACUCGCCGUUUGCAGGGUCUGUCGCUUCCGGGCCCUUGGAUGAUCCAGCCCGCAAAGGUAGCGAAGAUUUGUCGCAACACAGAACCAUCCUUGGAUUGGCAAGCGAAUCCAAAAGGGGGAGAUAUUCGCCUGUCCCGCAGGCUGUCCAGGGAGCACAAGCUCAGACCCCAGCACCGGAUGGCGGCAUUAAAUCUGAGCACGGUCGGGUCUUCGCUGGUAUCGGCAGUGGAUUGGGAUCUGUUUCAGCAGGUCCGACUCCAACAGCUCAGCCCUUGUCCGCGAGCCCUUUCAAGCGCGAUGAAGGCGGUGCUCGCUUGAGCGAGGAGAACCUGUUGAAGAUGUCCCGAAGCACGUCCGGCAUCAGCAAGCGAAAUCGCAAGGCGAUGGAAGAGAACGACCGAGCCGAGAGUGACGUGGGCGACGUCAAGAAAGGCCCUGGUCGAGGCAAAAGAAGCAAGUAUGCACAUUCGUACAAGCUCGAUCUUGAUGAUGCCCCCUCGGAACAAAGGAAGAACGUUGCAUUUCCUCUGUCUAAUAUCGGUCGUCGUGCGGCCACUCCCACCUCCAACCCAUCACAACUACUCCAGAGUUCUCAUUCCCAAUUACCUCCUUCUGCAGCAGCCCGACAGCUCAACAAGUCCAAGAAGACGAUCAAGAUAUCCACUGUCGUAGCACAAGCCGCCCGCAAUCGACGUCGUCAUCUCGGGAUUUUCAAGUAUGACCCAGUGGUCUCGCCGCCGAACAGUAUCCUACCAAAUCAGGAGAAGUUUGAUGUUUCGAUACGGCCGAAUCUCCUGCCUUCUUUUUCAGAUCCCGAGCAGGUCAACUGUACUUAUACGAUCAAAGUGUCCAGGCUGUGGCUACGGGAAAGAGAAAGACAUCUUAUAGGUCGCGAGCAAUACCUUUGGGGUUCUGGGAUCUAUACGGACGACUCUGAUCCACUCGCAGCAGCCAUGCAUUCUGGUUUCAUCGAAUCCGCGCGUCCCAACGACGCCAUUUUGGAGAGGUUGAUCGAGGAACAGAAUCCCAAAAUCGACGGUUUGGCCGCGCCGGUAAAGCCAGCAGCUGUAUCGGAGGGUAAAGAUCUGCAUAUCACAUUGGUCGUACUACCACAGCUGGAAAGCUAUGCGGACAGCGCGCGCUACGGGAUCAAGAGUAGAAGUUGGCCUGAGCGUGAAAAAGAGGGUGUGAACCCAGCUCCUCAUGAUGGCGUCAGUUUCAUGGUGCUGAAGACGGAAUUCCUGGACGACGGAAUCAUGAAUCGACGGGUAGGCAGAACGGGCAAGGAAAAGCGCAAGCGACUGCAGGAAGAGUUGGCGGACCGCAAGCGAGCAUUCGAGAUCCGGGACAAAAUGGUUGAGAUGCAGGCGCGAAACCGAGAGAAGAGGUGCAAAGAGCAACGACAACAAAAAUCAGCCCACGUUACCGGCACUAGACCCCCCUUGAAACCCGAAGGAGAAGAGUUGAGAGGCUACGCUGGCUUUGUUCAUUCGGUCAAAUCCUCGGACGAGAGGGAAAACCACGUGCCUGGCAACGACACAGGCGACCGAAGCAGUGCCAUGCUCGAAGGAGUCGGGCACAGUCCUGCGGAGUGGUUCAAGCAACUCAACGACUCGGCCGCCCCCACGGAGCUCGCCGCCACCGCCGGUGCUUAG
Cladophialophora yegresii CBS 114405 is the source of this 2529-nucleotide messenger RNA. RefSeq lists its product as uncharacterized. NCBI's taxonomy places the organism in Eukaryota, Fungi, Ascomycota, Eurotiomycetes, Chaetothyriales, Herpotrichiellaceae. The transcript has a single exon. The record is from RefSeq and is a predicted model, not a curated record. The coding region runs from base 1 to 2529 and encodes 842 amino acids.